Molecule: messenger RNA, 760 nt
Organism: Lecanosticta acicola
Lineage: Eukaryota; Fungi; Ascomycota; Dothideomycetes; Mycosphaerellales; Mycosphaerellaceae
Source: the annotation of a GenBank genome assembly
AUGGCGAAAGACGAGGUACGUGAGAAGAAAGAGAAGAAGGACAAGAAGCGCAAGGCGGACGCAGUCGAGGAGGCCGACGCGGGAGCAACGCCCGUGAAGAAAGAGAAGAAGGAAAAGAAGAAGCGGAAGACCGCCGAGGCCGAAGAUGAAUCCAUGAUGGAUGUCGACGGCGGCCAGUCGCUCGUCAAGGUCGAAGCAGAGGACACCAAGGACGACAAGGCCGUGGUCGCCAUCCCGCUCGCAGCCCUGGUGCCGUUCGCGAACCCUCUCGCGGACGAGAAAGCGCAGAAGAAAGUGCUCAAGGCCGUCAAGAAAGGUAUGCCCCCAAUCCGUCCUCUUCAAGAUCGAGACAACAGGCUGACUUUUCCUCGUCCCUCCCCGCUUAGGCGCCAAGCACAAAACCCUCAAACGCGGCGUCAAAGAAUGCGUCAAGUCCAUUCGGAAAUCCCCCGCCGCAACGCCUGCCUCUCUCUCCUCGUCCGCCCUGCCCAACGGAAUCGUCAUCCUCGCGGCCGACAUCUCCCCCAUGGACGUCAUCAGCCACAUCCCCGUGCUCUGCGAAGACCACGGCAUUCCAUACGUCUAUGUCCCUUCUCGCGCAGAGCUGGGCGCGGCGGGAUCGACGAAGCGACCCACAAGUGUGGUCAUGUUGAUGCCGAAGGCGGGUGCCAAGGGCACCGAGGAGAUUGAAGAGUGGACGGAGGCGUACAGAGACUUGCACAAGCUGGCGGUGAAGCUGGGCCAGACCGUGCGAGUGUAG